Molecule: messenger RNA, 1012 nt
Organism: Sabethes cyaneus
Lineage: Eukaryota; Metazoa; Arthropoda; Insecta; Diptera; Culicidae
Gene: Prosalpha3
Product: proteasome subunit alpha type-4
Exons: 5
Coding region: 162-947 (261 amino acids)
Biological process (GO): ubiquitin-dependent protein catabolic process
Cellular component (GO): proteasome core complex; cytosol; nucleus
Source: RefSeq, a predicted model, not a curated record
CGGUACAAUCUAUAGUUGUUGGUAUUUGGUGUACUGUUUUUCUUGUCUUGGCUACAUUUUGUGCAACGGAAUAUUUAGUAAAACCCAACGAAUACGACAGGGUUUUUUCUUUCACUAUUGAUCAUCUCAUUGAUUGUUUUGUUCCGAAAACCUAAAUAAACAUGGCCCGUCGUUAUGAUUCGAGAACUACUAUCUUCUCUCCCGAGGGUCGUUUGUACCAGGUUGAAUAUGCUAUGGAAGCUAUUUCUCACGCCGGAACUUCUUUAGGAAUCUUGGCUAAGGAUGGUAUAUUACUAGCUGCUGAGAGAAGAAAUACCAACAAACUGCUAGACAGUGUUAUUUUUUCCGAAAAAAUCUACAAGCUUAACGAUGAUAUGGUAUGUUCAGUAGCUGGUAUUACUUCGGAUGCUAACGUGUUGACAAAUUUACUACGAGUUAUUGCCCAAAGAUACCAGCUGAAUUAUGGUGAAGCAAUGCCCUGUGAGCAACUUGUUUCACACUUGUGUGACGUUAAACAAGCUUAUACACAAUACGGUGGAAAACGUCCGUUCGGGGUAUCUAUUCUGUACAUGGGAUGGGACAAACAUUAUGGCUACCAGCUUUACCAAUCUGACCCGAGCGGAAAUUACGGUGGCUGGAAAGCCACAUGCAUUGGAAACAACUCUGCAGCUGCUGUUUCAGCCCUUAAACAAGAACUUGGAGAUAAUGAGAUAACGCUGGCACAUGCACAGGAUCUCGCAGUAAAAAUCCUCUCAAAGACUCUUGAUAUGACAAAAUUGACCUCAGAGAAAAUCGAAAUGGCAGUUCUUACAAGGGAAAACGAAAAAACGGUCAUCAAAAUUCUUACCAAUACAGAAGUAGACGCUUUGAUUACAAAACAUGAGAAAGCUGAAGCUGAAGCCGAAGCGGCAAAAAAGGAAAAGUUAGCUCAGAAAGCUGAAAAAUAAAUCAAAUUUUUUAAAUUUGUUCAGUGGUCAACUUAUAGAUAAAUAAUAACGCAAAUCUAAAAGUA